AGUACAAAAAUGAAACAACUAGUCCUUAAAAGGAGCCAAAACAACUACCACCACCACCUAUCCACCACACACAUCUCUGCCUCUCUCCCUCUCUUCUCUCAAUUGCUCAAGCAUGGAGAAUCAACGCAAUACUCUUCUUACUUGGGCUUACUACUGCCAGGGAAAGAGCAUGGAUGAGCUGAGGCAAUCUCUGCUACUCGCAACUCUGGAGCUAGAAACAACUAGGCUGAAAGCUCAAGAAGAACUCAAAAUGAGAGAUGACCAAUUGAACCACCUCAAAGAUCUAGUCACUGAAGCCAUCAGAGAGAGAGACGAAGCUCAAGACAAAUGCCAGAGACUUGUCUUCGAGAGACUCUUAUUCCAACAACAACAAUUGCAUCUCCAACAACAACAACAACAACAACAAUUGCAUCUACAACAACAACAACAGUGUCAACAAAAUGCCCCACUCUCUGGAAUUUCAAGCAUUGAAGAUGAACCCAGAAGAGGAUUAGACUCCAACAAUGGCUUUUCCUCUUCGGAUUGCGAAGAAAGCAUCGUUUCUUCGCCGGUGAUCGACCCAAUUCCACCUCCUACCCAAUUACCACCGCCGAUUGAUGAAUUGAUAAAUCCAUUGGUUUCUGAUAAGCCAUUGCCGGAAAAGGGAAAGCUUUUGCAGGCAGUGAUGAAAGCAGGGCCGCUCCUCCAGACUCUGCUUCUGGCAGGGCCGCUGCCGCAGUGGCGCCACCCACCGCCGCCAAUUGACUCCUACCAGAUCCCACCACCGCCAGUGGCCAUCCCGGCACGGCCACCACAACAACUGAUCCACCAAGACUCUUUCCUCAACAUUGACAAUUGUAGUAGAAUUGAUAGAAAAAGAGGACUCUGUGAAGGCUCUGUUUCUCCAACCGAGACUAAGUACGAAAGAGUUGUUCUUCAUUGAUUAGCUACUACCACUAUUUACAUGGUAAUCCUACAUAUAGUUAGAGAGUUAUAUACCAACCAUUUUAUUUAUACUGAUAUUUAAGCCUAGUGAGGAUGAUUGUAAGGGUUGGGUAUGCAACUGAUUAUCUAGUACUUGUACACAGCUCUGUUUCCUUCUCUCUUUCUUUCUUCUUUUUUCUGUUUUUUGGCAGUGCUUUGGAUGGAGAUUUUGUUCCCUUGUGUUGGUUCACAUUUGGGUUUUUUUCUUUGUGAUGUGAAUGGGGGAUUGAUUUCUCCAAGAUAACUGUGAGAUGUGGACUGUAGUUACUUUAAUUUUAUUUUAUUUUUUUUGUGAGUGGAGAGAGAGAGAGAGAGAGGUGAUGGGUUUGGAGUGAGGGAGUUGUUGAAGAUGGGUAUGGCCAACAAGUAGGUAAUGGGAGCCCUACUUGUGGGGUAUUUAAGUGGAUCCCACAAAUCAGAAUCAGGAUCUACUACUAUUGUGAUGUUUGUUUAAUUAUUUUCAUCUUUAAAUCUGAUCUUUUAUGUUUCUCAAAU
Messenger RNA from Camellia sinensis, 1458 nucleotides. RefSeq lists its product as uncharacterized. The record is from RefSeq and is a predicted model, not a curated record. NCBI's taxonomy places the organism in Eukaryota, Viridiplantae, Streptophyta, Magnoliopsida, Ericales, Theaceae.